Molecule: messenger RNA, 996 nt
Organism: Harpegnathos saltator (Jerdon's jumping ant)
Lineage: Eukaryota; Metazoa; Arthropoda; Insecta; Hymenoptera; Formicidae
Product: odorant receptor Or2-like
Exons: 4
Coding region: 23-751 (242 amino acids)
Biological process (GO): detection of chemical stimulus involved in sensory perception of smell; sensory perception of smell
Cellular component (GO): plasma membrane
Molecular function (GO): odorant binding; olfactory receptor activity
Source: RefSeq, a predicted model, not a curated record
UAGUGUUUUCUAUUUAAUAAUUAUGACAUCAGCUCUUUUAUAUAUGACUUUGGCAUCCUUACUUGUGGACUUUAGAAAAAGGGACUUAACAUUCAAAGCAUGGUUCCCAUUUGAUUAUUCGGUUUCUGUGAUAUAUUAUUUUCUAUAUAUUCAUCAAAUUAUUAGUAUGGCACUGUGCAGUUUUUUGAGUGUUGCCAGCGAUUGCUUUAUCUCUGGACUACUACUCCACAUUUCCUGUCAGAUCGAGAUCUUAGAGUAUCGUUUGUCACAGUUCGCAAAUAAUCAAGCUAAACUAAGCGAAUGCGUGUCUUACCAUUACCGCAUAUUUGAAUUUGCUGAUAUGUUGAACGAUAAAUUGGUAAUUGUCAUCGGUAGUCAAUUCAUAGGGUCUUGUUUGGUGAUGUGCUGCCUUCUUUUUCGUAUAACAGUAUCAAAGUCUACCUCUAUGUAUAUGGAAACGAUAAUGUGUAUGGCUUGUGUGUUAAUGGCUAUAUUCUAUUAUUGUUGGUUCGGAAACGAAGUCAGAUUGAAGAGUCUGGAGUUGUCGGAAAGUAUCUACAAAAUGAAGUGGCCAGAUCUCAAUAAUGACGUGAAGAAAUGUUUCUUGAUUAUUAUGAACCGUGCCACCUCGUUACCCAUUAAAUUUACUAGUGCACGUAUUGUCCCUUUGAAUCUCGAGUCUUUCGUGGUGGUGCUUAAGAUGUCAUAUUCAGUUUUCAAUCUAAUGCGACAAACGCAAGAAGAACAUUAGAAAGGAAUAAUCUGCACAACUUGAUAUUGACUGCACAACUGAAAACUUUAUAUUUGAAUAGAGAAGUAACAAUUUAUUAAAAUUACUUUUAUUGAGUUACUUCUGUAACUAUGUAGAACGGAAAUAUGAAAUAUUCACUAAAGUGAGACAAAUAGAAUUAACCAUACAGAUUGAAAUACUAAUUGUAUCGUAAAUGUAGCUUGUAAAAGCUGUGGGUUAUGCAUAAAUAUGACUCGAAUGGUGAA